AUGGCUACGGUGCUAGCUCAGAGUAAAGGUUCAUCUUCGAUCUUCCGAGAAGCAGUUAAUGCUGGUAAUGAAGGGAAGGAAAAGCCUCGACUGCGGGUAUAUGAGGAUUCGGACAUAGGAAAAGGCGGCCCCUCGCCUUCCAGCACGAUCAAGCUGCAGCCUAGAAAGUAUGACAUUGAAACGUUGUUGAGCAUCGGGAAAACCGUGGGGAAAACAGGUUGUCCCAAGCGUCUAAACUUGAGUAGUUUUUAUGGUAGUGGUCGGAGAUCACUAGGCUCUGGGUCCUAUGUAUUGCGGGAAAAGUCGAUCAACCAUACCAGGACAUCAACUGAUAUGUCUAUGGACUCAGAAGCAAGCUACCACACCACGCAGUCUUCGCAUUUCCAAUUCCCAUCUCGUCAGCCAAAAAAUGCACCUGAGGGAAACACUGCUCAAACCAACGAAGGAUUCGCUCGAUUUUUGAAAGAGCAUGCUUCACCAAAACAUCAUAGGGUCACUGCUGGUGGCCGCAUAGUUCCAAUGACUUUGCGUGCUAGUCCCACACCAGAGUUCAAACCUGCCGAUAAGGGGGUGGAUCCAGCAAGCAGCCAGAGGCCGGGAGAUUCCCAUUCUCCUAUGUCCGCUAAGGGCGACGAAUCAAAGGAAGAUACCGGAACUAUGAGGCGACACCGUACUCGAGCCACGAUGGACCACAGUGGCCGAUCGGAAGAGGGUCGAAGACGAGAUUCAGCAAUCAGUCAAACAUAUAAGAGAAAUACAAGUAAAACCACACCCCAGUAUCAGACACCUGUGAUAAGUGCGACCGUUACUGCUAACCCAACGACGCCAGGCCAGAUGGGAGGGCUAAACUUCGUUCCAACCCUAGGAAAUGGUGGGAUGGAUGGAAUAUCUAUGACACAAAGCCAGACGGACCAAAGUGCAUUCCCAUUCACUGGCUUUCAGCCGUACUACUCUCCAGCGGGUAUCUCUCAGACAGCUUCAGACCAAGCCCAGGGAGCAGCUCAAGCUCAAUUUAUGGGUCCCGCUUGCAAUAUUGCACCAUAUCCAACACCGCCUGGACUAGGAAUGAUAAAUCUGGCGCAGAUGUAUCAGUUACCGGGAGCCUUCAGUCCUCUUAUCGGACCUAUGGCAUCAGGUCUAAAUAUAGGGCAGACAAUUACCCAGCCCACUGAUUCACGCGGUCUAGGCAAUAUGCUGGAGAAUGCUAUCCAGGAAUUUGAAAUGAUCUCCGCACAGCUAUCAAACUUGGAUCGCUAUAUGGCUGUGCAUACAUGGGACAUUGACCCCGCUAGCAAAAAAAUUCUUGUAAUUCAGCGAAUGGAGCUGGUUACCAAGCUUGAUGCAGCUAGGGUUCUCAAAGAAAAUAUUGAGGUGGUGUUGCGAUCUAGUGGUGGUAAUGAUCCAGCGAUUCCGGCAAAAUUUCAGCAAAAGUGCUCAAAUGCAGGUGCCCACGAUUUUAUCACGGCUCCACCAUGUACGCCAAUUAUGACUCCUCAAGGAGGAUACUACCAUCCCGGAUUAACGAACACUGGAGGCAGUUCAUUUAGCAUGAGUGACGUACAUGGCUUCACCUCUCCGGUUCAGACAACCGAGUCUCUGUACAUGUCACCAGAGCCGUACUGUGAUAAUGGGUUCUUGGCCAACAUGCCAGUAUCUGGUGCCACCACCUCAAACAACUGGUCAGUAUCUGGAGGAAAUACCAUGGGUAUCCUGGAGAGACUUGCAGACGAUGACGAGGAGGAUGAUAUGAGAAUAAUCACCUCAGCGACUGGACAGGCGAUUGCCGAACCAACGCGGACUGCAUGCUUCCACCCUGACCUGAGUGCCAUCUACCAAAAAAUCGAGGCAGCUGCAAAGCGCAACGAACCCCUGGGGCCUCUCUUCCAGGAACUAGCCAAGGUUACAGCACAUAUAACCCGGUUAGGCACCAAUAGAGGCCGCAACCCUGAUAUAGCCGGUUCAGGUAGGAUCGAAGUGCCACGCGGACGGCCCAGCGCGCGACUGGAGAUCGUGGACCCCAAGGCACGACAAGCCACCGCUGUUCAAACUCCCAAACCUGUCAAAGCGCCCGCUGCUAACGCUGGGUCCUCAAAGGAGCCAGCUCGAUUUAAGAAGCUGAGCAAGCUUCAGCAGAGCCCGCUCUCGUUCACUCCAUGCAAGCAGCACUGCCGAAAGCACGACUCGAAGAAAGUGGAGACUCUGGCAAUCGAGCAAAAGGUCAACGCUCAUGGGUAUUUGCCGCCAUUCGAUGGGGGCGGGGAUGUGGAUGGGAGCCAGGCCCCCGGACGAGCCAGUCAGACGGAGCUCAACAAGAUCGAGGCUGCAAAGCCAGCGGCACCCUGCACCGAGAGUACAUGGAUGGACUUGCUUCGUACCAGACCAAAUGCCAAUCCGAUGGACGUGCGCCGGUUCUUUAAACUUCUCCGCGAUGAGGACUCUGCUGCCCUUGACAAGUAUCGAAAGGAGGGCGACAGACGAGCAUUUGGCUAG
Messenger RNA from Nannizzia gypsea CBS 118893, 2490 nucleotides. RefSeq lists its product as hypothetical. The record is from RefSeq and is a predicted model, not a curated record. The transcript has 3 exons. Lineage: Eukaryota; Fungi; Ascomycota; Eurotiomycetes; Onygenales; Arthrodermataceae. The coding region runs from base 1 to 2490 and encodes 829 amino acids.